AUGGAGAAGAAAGCAGUAGCCGCAUUGUCCUUCCUCUUCCUCGUUCUCUUUGUUGCACAAGAAAUAGCGGUGAGUGAGGCAAAAACUUGUGAGAAUUUGUCUGGCACAUUCAAGGGACCAUGCAUCCCAGACGGUAACUGUAACAAACAUUGCAAGAACAACGAGCACUUACUUAGUGGGAGGUGCAGGGAUGAUUUUCGCUGCUGGUGCACUCGAAAAUGUUAA
This is a messenger RNA of Lathyrus sativus (Indian pea), 225 nucleotides long. The record is from the annotation of a GenBank genome assembly. NCBI's taxonomy places the organism in Eukaryota, Viridiplantae, Streptophyta, Magnoliopsida, Fabales, Fabaceae.